This is a messenger RNA of Lingula anatina, 2284 nucleotides long. Its product is annotated as nuclear cap-binding protein subunit 3. The record is from RefSeq and is a predicted model, not a curated record. Gene Ontology annotation, molecular function: RNA 7-methylguanosine cap binding; mRNA binding. NCBI's taxonomy places the organism in Eukaryota, Metazoa, Brachiopoda, Lingulata, Lingulida, Lingulidae. Gene Ontology annotation, cellular component: nucleus.
UAAAUACAGCCAGUAAAAACUAACACAUGCAAAGAGUGCGGCACUACAGUUUGAAAAUGGCUGCUUUGGGAGAAGAGCUGCCUAACUUGAAGAUUUGUAUAGACAACACUGACACUAUCAGUGACGAUGGGAAUAUAGAAAUCGAUGCUGACGUGGACACAGUAGAGAACCUUGAAGAAGGGGAGUUAGAGAAUGAUAAAGAAGAUGUAGAAGUCAACGUUUCACUUGGAAACGUUGGUACUCAAGCUUUCGGGGAGCCGAGGAAGUAUGAGAAUAAGGCAGGCCCUUUUGUAACAGGAAUGGACAUAACAUCACCGGAGUUUCAGCAGAAGAAAGUGGAAAGAGCAAAGAGGUUUGGAAUUUCAGACACCCCUGCCCUUGAAAAGCUUGACCUUCAGGCAUUGUAUAAAAGUUUAGGCUUAACUGAAGAAUCCUUAACCAAAGGAGAACGAGGGAUCAGACCAGAUGCAGUUCACUUGAGAGGAGUAAAUGAGCUCAAUACACAAGACAUUUUCAAGUAUUUUCAACAGUAUGGACCAGGGUUCAUAGAAUGGAUCGAUGAUGCUUCCUGCAAUGUGGUAUGGCAGGAUCCAGUAACAGCAGCAAGAGCUAUGGCCCAUCUCAGCAUUUGUUAUGAAGACUUUCAAAAGUUGUAUGAAAUUCAAAACCCUAACAAAGAAGGGAAAAUGCACAAGGUUGAAUCAAAAUUUGCUGAAAAAGAAAAAGAAGCACAGAAGAUAAUUGAUGAAGAUGAAGAUGAUAAUCUUGAUCUUGAAAGUAGUGAUGAAGAGAAUGACAAGGACAAAGAAGAAAAGAUGGAAGUUGAGACAGCAAAUGAAUCCACUCAAGAUGAACAAGAAACCAAAGAAAAUGAAGCACCGCUAGGAGAAAAUGAAUCAGAGAAAGAAGACAGCAGUAAAUAUGAAGAUGCAUUAAACAAAAUGACUCCUGGAGAAAGGAAACGCCUUUUAGACAAAUACCCACACUUCAAAAGCAUUCGUCUUCCACCAGGAAAAUGGAGGAUAGGAGAAUUGUGUCCCAAAGCCAAGUGUUUGUAUUUGAGAUAUGCAACUAAAGCUGACAAAAAGCUCCCAGGGGCUGAGAGAAAGAGCAAGUACUAUGUGAAGUAUGGCAAUCCAAAUUAUGGUGGAGCAAGAGGUCUUCUCAGUAAUUCCAGGAAACGCAAACUGCGAACAGAACAAAGAAGGGAGGAAAUCAAUGAAGUAAGGCAAUCUCUACAAACAUUGUCAAAAGGUGAUAAACCACAGGAGAGCAUGGAGGAUGAAGCACUAUUUGACAUGUUGUUUGGUGAUGGUGAUGAUAUAAGAAAAAUAGAGAGACCACACAUGGAUAGAAAAGAUUUAGGAUUAAAAAACAAAAGAGACAUAUGGGCAGGUGGUGGAGAUGCUAGAGGCCAGGAUGUUAUCUCCUAUACUCAUAGAAAAACAAUGGGUGAGGAAGGAGAUGGGGAUGGACAAGUCAUAGAGGAAGAGGAAAAUGUCAGUGAUGAAGAACUUGAGAGAUUACUUGCACCACCAAAGAAACGAAGCAUGAGAAUGUAUGCAGACGACUUGGAAGAACAAAUGUCAGCUAAAGAGAAGACUAGGUUGUCAUCAAAUAUCACAGAUGCACGGGACAGAAUAAAGGCGAGAAAAUCAGGGAUUCAAAAUACUGAUAAAAUAACAGACAGAAUUGGGCUCAGAGACAGAAUUGGUAUCACGGAUAGAAUUGGCACUGCAGUUGGAGGAAGUGAUCUGAGAAAUAAACUAAAGAAUAGACGACAAGAUAAACAUUUUAUAGAUUCUGAGCCUUCAUUGACCAUAGAGGUUUCUCAGGAGGAUUAUUUUGAGGAUUAUGAAGAUGAUGAUUUUUGAUUUUAUUUCAUAUCUUGCCCCAAUUUUUAAAGUAAUGACAAAUACACAUAGCCAUUCCUAUACCUGGUAGUGGUAGAUCGUGUUACACAUCAUUUUACUUAAUGUAUAAGUAAGUGGAACAUUGUUUAAGGGUAAAUUGCUUUUAAAUUUAGUUGUAAAAGUAGUUUUUAAAAUGGAUAUUUUAAUGUGUCACAGUAUAUUCCAAUUAGUUAUGUCAUGGAUGUCCUUUGGGGCUCAUGUGACUUCACAAGUAAUGAAUCGGAUUCAAAUUGCUUAAAAUUUGUUUUGACAUUGACACUUAAAUCGGGAAAUACUUUUAUGGAAUUUUUUAAAAUAUAAUUUUUCAUGCAAUUUGUGGAAGAAUGAGUGUUAUGAAAUGUGGGAUCACAAAGAAACAAAUAUAACAUCUG